AUAAAUCUCCCAUCCCGAGGAAGCCAUCGGAGCCGAUCCAUCCGUCGCCGCCGAGACGAGCCGGGACGGGCAACAGGAGGAAGAAAGAGAGAUUGGUUGCAAGGAAGGAACAAACGCCGACCACUUCUCAAGGGAAAAAGGGCGAACCAACCCAAAGCGAACCCAACCCUCCCCUCGAGCGAGCGAGAGGAGAGGAGAGGGAGGGGGAGCGAGGGAGCCCGACCCGUGCGCGCGAGGAGAGGGCCUCCGGAUUACCUAGGAGCCCGCGCCGGCGGCGGCGGUCCAUGGGCGGCGCCUCACCGGCGAUGCGGGCCGGGUGGGUCCUGGUGGCGUUUAUCCUGGCCGCAUCUGGGCCGGGGGCGGCGGUCGUGGCGCUGCCGAGGUUCGCGGAGGCGCCGGAGUACCGGAACGGGGACGGGUGCCCGGCGGCCGUGGCGGGGGCCGGGGUCUGCGACCCGGGCCUCGUGCACAUCGCGAUGACGCUCGACGCGCACUACCUCAGGGGCUCCAUGGCCGCCAUCUACUCGCUGCUCAAGCAUGCGUCCUGCCCCGAGUCGCUCUUCUUCCACUUCCUCGCCGCCGCGGACGGCGGCGGCCCCGGCGCGGGAGCCCCGGAGGUGGGCGAGCUCCGGAGCGCGCUGGCCGCGUCGUUCCCCUCGCUGCGGUUCGAGAUCUACCCGUUCCGCGCCGACGCGGUGACCGGGCUCAUCUCGGCCUCCGUGCGCGCGGCGCUCGAGGCGCCGCUCAACUACGCCAGGAACCACCUCGCCGACCUGCUCCCCAGGUGCGUGCCGCGGGCGAUUUACCUCGACUCGGACGUGCUGGCCGUCGACGACGUGCGGCGCCUCUGGGAGACCCGCCUGCCCGCCGCCGCCGUCGUCGCGGCGCCCGAGUACUGCCACGCCAACUUCUCCCGCUACUUCACCGACGCCUUCUGGUCCGACCCCGACCUGGGUGCGCGCGUCUUCGCGGGACGCCGCCGCGCGCCCUGCUACUUCAACACCGGCGUCAUGGUCAUCGACCUCAGGCGCUGGCGUUCCGGCAACUACCGCCACCGCAUCGAGCAGUGGAUGGAGCUGCAGAAGGAGAAGCGAAUCUACGAGCUCGGCUCCUUGCCCCCUUUCUUGCUUGUCUUCGCCGGCGAGGUGGAGGCCGUCGACCAUCGGUGGAACCAGCACGGUCUGGGCGGUGACAACGUGCUCGGCAGCUGCCGCCCCCUCCACAAGGGUCCUGUCAGCUUGAUGCACUGGUCAGGGAAGGGCAAGCCAUGGGAUCGCCUGGACGCCGGCAGGCCUUGCCCGCUCGACCACACCUGGAAGUCAUACGACCUCUACGUCGACGAUGGCGAUGCGUCGUCGGCAUCAGCGCCUUCCCGGACCUCGUUGUCGUCAUCGGCAUUGCCCGCGGCGGUGUUUUCUUGGUAGACAGAUACGGCACAUACACUAUUAUUUUUUCAUUUGGGUGCCUUGGUUCGUGGGCGGUGAUGGAAUUGCCUUGCAAUUCAUUGCCACUGCAGCCACAGCUGCCACUGCAAGCCAGCUGCCGCCUUCGGCUGUACAGCGCGGAGAGGGGCGGCACAUUGCAGCGGCAGCAAGGAGAAGAGGAACAGUGCAUAGGGGAAGCAAAUUCUUGUUCGUUUGCGAUACAAUUCAGAUUGAUUCAUUAUGCUUUGACCACGGGGUUGCCAGACUAUGGGGUGUUGGAGUUACUUGAUUGGUGGUUGUACAAUUCUUGGAUAGGAUAAAAGCUUUCAGUUUCUUUUUGUGUAUUAGUUCAGAAUUGUUUCAUUUUACGUGAUCAUUCAGUGAACCCGUAUAAAUAUUGAUUGAAUUGGUUGUCCUUCAAUAAAACACAGUGGAUCCUAUUCUUGUU
Molecule: messenger RNA, 1872 nt
Organism: Brachypodium distachyon (stiff brome)
Lineage: Eukaryota; Viridiplantae; Streptophyta; Magnoliopsida; Poales; Poaceae
Product: probable galacturonosyltransferase-like 2
Exons: 1
Coding region: 285-1424 (379 amino acids)
Cellular component (GO): Golgi apparatus
Molecular function (GO): glycosyltransferase activity
Source: RefSeq, a predicted model, not a curated record